ACACCCCGCACCCGCCGCCCAGCCCCCGCCGCCCCUCGGCCGCUCCGCCCGCUGCUGCCCGCAGUACCCCGCGGCGGGGGCGGCCGCCGAGAACACCUCCCGCCGGCGCCGCCCCCUUAGCUGCCCGAAGCCCGCCUGCGCCGCCACGCGCGGCCGGAGCUCACCUGGGCCGGGGCGCAGGCCGCUCCCUGCGCCGAGCCCCGCGCGCGUGUCCCGCUCGCGCUUCCCGCGGCGGCGGAAGUUUCGGGAGUCGCGUUUAACUCGGGACCUCGGCGGAGAGGACCCCCCCCUGGGUUUUUUUCGUUCCAAGAUGGCAGCCUCCAGCCGCGCACAGGUGCUGGAUUUGUACCGGGCGAUGCUGAGGGAGAGCAAGCACUUCUCCGCCUACAACUACAGAAGUUACGCCAUCAGGAGGAUAAGAGAUGCCUUCAGAGAAAAUAAGAAUGUAAAGGAUCCUGUACAAAUCCAAGCCCUAAUGAAUAAAGCCAAAAGAGACCUUGGAAUAAUCCGUCGACAGGAAGUGAUACUUGAGACCCAAGAAGUGGUUUCCUGUUCUGCAGCAACUUUCCAUACAGGCUUAGCCUUCAUAGGUACACAUUGGCCAAAUGUAUUCGACUGACAAGCUCAUCAUUGAGAAUCAAGAGAAGCCCAGGACCUAGGGAGCCGGGACCAGCCACCACCAGCAGCCGUGGACCACUUUCAGCAUCCAUCCUGCUUGGCAAGGGCACUCCCAGCAGACCACAAGUGGCCUCCCACAUCAGCUUUAAACAGCUUCUCACUCUGCCUGAUGAACUAAGCAAGGUUCCCGUUCUCCUGCAGCCUUAGCGACAAGGGGUGGCUGUCUCUCCCUGGUUCAAGUGUUAGAAUGAAGAGCUGGAGCUCCUCAGGAGAAUGCCGUGUAUUACUGCGUCUCCUCCAGCCCAGCCCUCCUGGUAGCUCCUCAGCACUUGUAUACAGCAUUCCCAGAGUUUGUUUCUUGGUCCUUGACAAUAAAAAGAAGGUCCCUAGGCCUCUAUACCGGACGCGCC
Molecule: messenger RNA, 1028 nt
Organism: Aethalodelphis obliquidens (Pacific white-sided dolphin)
Lineage: Eukaryota; Metazoa; Chordata; Mammalia; Artiodactyla; Delphinidae
Gene: LYRM4
Product: LYR motif containing 4
Exons: 4
Coding region: 311-619 (102 amino acids)
Biological process (GO): iron-sulfur cluster assembly
Cellular component (GO): mitochondrion; L-cysteine desulfurase complex
Source: RefSeq, a predicted model, not a curated record